Molecule: messenger RNA, 2453 nt
Organism: Ostrea edulis (European flat oyster)
Lineage: Eukaryota; Metazoa; Mollusca; Bivalvia; Ostreida; Ostreidae
Product: deoxyribodipyrimidine photo-lyase-like
Exons: 6
Coding region: 36-2336 (766 amino acids)
Biological process (GO): entrainment of circadian clock by photoperiod; circadian regulation of gene expression
Cellular component (GO): nucleus; cytoplasm
Molecular function (GO): FAD binding; DNA binding
Source: RefSeq, a predicted model, not a curated record
UACAAGUUAUGUAAACAUUUUUUUCUCUCCCGAAGAUGGAGACACAUGAGACCACGACUUGCAUAAGGGAAAUCUUAUUUAAUUUUCGGGAAGGGGUGAUUGAUGCAGAUGAAUGCUUUUGUAUGGUAGUUUCUCUUGAUGGAUACGAUUCAACCAGACAGCAUUUUCUGAAAAAGAUAGACUUCUUACAACUCACCAGUCCACAAAAGUUCAACGAACUUCGUAACAUUUAUAUAACUUACUUUGAACAACCUCCAUCGAAAACGUUUACGGAUCCAGUGGGUUGUAGUGUUGAAAAUGGAUACUUGUCUAGUGAUUUUGGGUAUGAAUUAGACAUAGAACUUGCAUCUGCUCUUUCUGUGAACGAUCCAACAGAAACAGGUGCCUGGUCUUCUUAUGCUGAUGUAUUACAUGACAGUUCAGCAGGAGCGAGCACCUCAAAAAAAGAAACGAAGGAUGCGGGAGUGCCACAUCGAAGUACAGAAACCCACAUUACCUCUAAUAACAUCACGACAAAUGAAAUACCCAGUCCUGGAAAGGGUUCUAAAAAGAGGAAAAAUAGGGUUAAAACUAAUGGACGUGGUUACAGCAGUCAACAAAAGAGACCUGUGUUAUACUGGAUCAGGAGAGACCUCCGUCUGUACGACAACCCAGCACUGUGUGAAGCAGCCAGUAUGAACGUGCCAGUCAUACUGGUUUACCUGUGGUCAGAAUUGGAAGAGGAUCCAGAUAAUGUGGUGGCUGCUGGGGGUGCCACUAAGUUAUGGUUACAUCAUGCUUUGAAGGAACUAGACAAAUCAAUUACUGAUGCAUAUGGAAAUAAGAUAAUAUACAGGAAAACAGACUCCUGUCUAAAUGAAAUCAUGGAAUUGGUCAAAGAAACUGGUUGCCAAACCCUUGUGAUGAAUGACAUAUAUGAGCCAUUUCUCAAACAGAGAGAUGAUAAAAUCUGUGAAGAACUCCAGAAAAGAGGCAUUAGCUGCAAGCGAUUCCACUCCUACCUGUUGUAUGAACCGGGUACUGUAUCCACUGAAUCCAUGGGGAUGAGAGGCAUCGGCUCAGUCACUCACUUCCUGGAGUGUUGUAAGCAAUCGUCCACUCAGUCUAUUGGUCAUCCUCUAGACAGACCUGGCACAGUGCUGAAACCUGACCACUAUCCUGCCAGCAUGUCUCUGAUGGACCUGGGACUGGCAACGAUGCCAAGGAGAAAAGAUGGAACAAUUAUUAAUUGGGCAGCACCCAUUGUGGAUAAAUGGAACUUUGGAGAGGAUGGAGCUUGGGAAGCAUUAGAGUGUUUCUUAUCUGAAGGUGUCAGGAGAUAUGAGAAGGAAUCAUGCCGUGCAGAUCAUCUGAACACCUGUAGGAUUUCCCCCUAUCUGCACUUUGGUCAGAUCAGUCCCAGGGCUGUUCUAGAGGAGGCCAGACACAUGAAAUCCCCAAAGUUCCUGCGGAAGUUGGCCUGGAGAGACCUGUCGUACUGGUUGUUGUCGAUGUGGCCUGAUUUACCUUCACAGCCCACCAGAGUACACUAUAGGAAUCAGGUCUGGAACAACAAUAGAGUUCACCUGAAGGCCUGGCAGAGGGGCAGGAUGGGUUUCCCUCUGGUGGACGCCGCAAUGAGGCAGCUCUGGUUGGAGGGGUGGAUCAAUAACUACCUCAGGCAUGUAGUGGCCUCCUUUCUCAUCUCCUACCUGCGCAUUCACUGGGUGGAGGGGUACAGGUGGUUCCAGGAUACCCUGCUGGAUGCUGAUGUCGCCAUUAAUGCUAUGAUGUGGCAGAAUGGGGGCAUGAGUGGGCUGGAUCAGUGGAAUUUUGUCAUGCAUCCCGUAGACGCCGCCUUGACUUGUGACCCCGAUGGCACUUAUGUCAGAAGAUGGUGUCCGGAGAUUUCCUCCCUCCCAAACGAUUUCAUACAUCAGCCCUGGAAAUGCCCACCCUCUAUUCUGAGACGAUGCUGUAUAAAGCUAGGAGAAACGUAUCCUGAACGGAUCAUCACGGAUCUGGAGGGAGCCAGGGAGCAGUCAUUAGCGGACGUUGUUGCUGUCCGUAAGAAACACCCGGAGUACGUAGACAGACGAUCCGGAAACGACCUGGUGUCGCUCCCUAACGGUAUGUGUCUCCCAGUCAUCACGAGAAUGGAGUUCAAAUACAAGCUUCACCACCCCGAGGCUAGAGACAACCCCCACACGGCCGUGCUUAGAGGGUACCGUUCCCGGAAGAGAGACGAGGCCAUUGCCUUUGCCAAUGAAAGAGACUUUAUGGCUAGCACUAUGAAAGAAUGUGUACAGAUGAACGAACGGAAAUUUAGAGCGACUAAACUUCAAGUACUUUCAUGACAAAGUAGAGGGGUUUUUUUUCUCUUGGCUUGGGUUACCUUCACACCUUAGCGAACAUAACUGUAUUGAGUGUAGGGGCUUUUGUGAUAUAAUUCAAUAAAGAUAUGAAACAUUGCA